Molecule: messenger RNA, 1676 nt
Organism: Halichondria panicea
Lineage: Eukaryota; Metazoa; Porifera; Demospongiae; Suberitida; Halichondriidae
Product: ran-binding protein 3-like
Exons: 10
Coding region: 111-1490 (459 amino acids)
Biological process (GO): protein export from nucleus
Cellular component (GO): nuclear pore; cytoplasm
Molecular function (GO): GTPase activator activity
Source: RefSeq, a predicted model, not a curated record
AUUAUAUUCCUAAUUAAAGCCCCCCAGCAAUAGCUGCAUGCAGUGAAGUUAGCUUAAUUUUUGCAACGUUCUUUCUGUGUUGUCAACCCUCUUGCAGACCAAGAAACUCAAUGGCACAGAUAGGGCAAAAGAGGCCUAGUCAUGAUAUCGAUGCUGACACUAGCACGGAUACGAUAGCGAACGAUGACCUCAUACAAGCGUCACCUUCUAAACGACCUGCCAAAGGAUUGUCGAAUUUUUCUUUCCGACCUUCCCCCCUCCAAUCAGCUACCAAAGGAUUUGCACUUCGCCAGAGCUCAUUAAAGGCACCGCCGAUAGCUGUUGCCGUGCCAACCCCGUCCAAGACCGCCAGUGCCGAGUCCAUUUCUGAACAGUCUAUUGAAGUGGAAAAAUCUACCAGUGGCUUCUUGAAGAUGAGUCAGGAGAGCAUCAAGCUGGUGGGUGUGUCCAGUGUCAGCAUCAUGGCCGGUGAGGGGAAACCCGUCAUGACAACCGGUGGGACUAGUAUUGCUGCCAUUGUCUCACACUCACGAAGUCCGUUCCUUCAAUCAGAGACAGGUGGUUUUAAAUCAACUGUGGGCAGUUCGUCAGAGAACUACUUUUCAGCUGCCAGUCAGACUAAGUCUGCGACCACGCCCUCCGACAAUGGGGAAACCCCUGGCAAUCAGGCAACCGAGGAGGGGAAUUCCCCAAACACAAGUAUGUUUCUGGAUAGUUCAAAGUCCAAACCCCUGUCGGACAAAGGUGGUGACAGUGUGGAGCAGGGGGUGUUUGGAGGUGCAUCGUCUAGGCAACCAAUACUGCCAGAGGUUCACGCAUUCACAGGAGAAGAGAGUGAGAAGAAUAUUGUGCUCAUCUCUGCCAAGCUCUACAUAUUUGAGGGGGACACUCGGACGUGGAAGGACAGGGGGCGGGGUGAGAUACGCUUGAACGACUCGGCCAAAGAUGAAGGAGUUUUCCAAUCAAGACUGGUGAUGAGGGCCUCAGGCACGCACCGAGUCCUACUCAACACACACCUCUGGUCUCAGAUGUCGUGUGAAAAGGCUAAUCAGAAGAACCUUCGAAUCACAGCACAGCACUUGAACUCAACUGAAGACAUUGGAGUCUAUCUUAUCACGGGGGCGGCCAAGGACAUUCAGACGCUCUUCACAGCUAUCGACAGACGAAUACAAGCUCUCAAACGCAACGUACUCUCCGACAACACAGAGCAAGCCACAGAUCCCUUGGAACCCUCCAACACAACGACCAUAUUGCCUGAUGAUGAGGAAGACAAAGACGAGUCUAUCUCUCGGCAGUCCAGCCCAGACUCCUCCCCUGAGGCUAUACGAGUGCGGGCCAUUGAGCGGCCGCCCGUGAUAUCAGUGUCCAAUGUUGAUAGGGCACAAAGGUCAAGGAGCUCAGAGCCAUCUACUGAUGAAGGUGGCAGCAAGUCUCCACCCCCUGACGAUGAGGAUAAAGCCACACCCACUUCUGCACCCAUAACCCGUUAAACUGUACUCAUUUUAUAUAUAUAUAAUAAUAUGUGCUCGAUGAUCAUGCAAUCUCUUUACUUUGUACUUAACUUCUGAUUAGGUUAUAAAAUCAUGUAUUCUCAUACAUACAUUAUUAUACGUUAUUAUCAUUGUAUAUAAUUAUACCACAUAUGAAUUUGAUGGCAAUAACUAUCUAUUAUAAUG